AUGAUCAACCCUCACUACAAGCCUCUGCUCGAUCAAAUCAAUGAGCUGGAAAAUUCAAGAAGACUUCAAGAAUGCAAGCUCGUGGAGGAACGGACUCGCCAUGCAAAGACUUUGAAAGAUUUAGAAGAACUCAAUUUGAAGUUGGAGAAGAUGUUCUCAUCUGAAGCUUUGCUCAAGGAGAAAAUUACUCAUCUUGAAUCCGAAACAAGAAAUGAAAGCAAAAUUCACGAGCAAUUGAAAAAUUCAGUCAAGUAUUGCAAACAAGAAGAAGAGGUCUUUGAAAAGCAUGUUGCUUCUUACCGAACCACUGUUGAGUUAAAGAUCACUGAACUAAAAGCUCAACUCGAUGAGGCCGAAAAGAAUUAUACCAAGGCUCUUGAGAUGUGGAACUGCUGUCCAAAUUUGAAAGGAGUUGAGAGUUUAAAGAAACAAGUCGAAGAACUUGAAGCAAAGCUUAGACAUGAUGAAAGUCAACUCGAAGAGAAAGCUCAACGAAAUACUUCCAUAGAACAUGAGAUUAGAAUGCUCAAAGAACAGCACUCUGAAAUGGUUCACUUGUCAGCAUCCCUGUUGAACACCAUUGAAAAGACAAAGCACGAUCUUCAAGAGCUUUCCAUCAAAAUGUCCCAACAACCUCCUCACAACAAGAGUGUUAUUGACACUUCCAAAGCAGAGUCCAUGAUUUCCGAAUUUCAAAAAGAAAUCAAGACUCUACAGAACGAGUUAACAGCAUUCGAAUCCUUCAACAAUGAUCUUCGGCAAGACAUUGAAAAUCAAGAACGUCUCCAGGAGGCCUUACAUCAAAUGAUUGGCAACAAGCUUUGUAUGAAUUGCUUAGCUGAUGCUCUACAUCUACCACAACAAUAA
Molecule: messenger RNA, 867 nt
Organism: Naegleria lovaniensis
Lineage: Eukaryota; Heterolobosea; Eutetramitea; Acrasida; Naegleriidae
Exons: 4
Coding region: 1-867 (288 amino acids)
Source: RefSeq, a predicted model, not a curated record